CAACUAGACGAAAUAUUUGAUCCCGAAGUCUUUGGGGACAUUAGGAAUUAUGAGUGUCAAGAGCACUGUCAGAAUCUGGUCACCAUUUUGUGGAAUGACCAUUUAAAAAAUCAUGUUCUAAAAGUCAAAUUAGUAUGGUAAUUGCUCACUGUUCAGCAACCUAGCUUACCUGGUGAGGUACAUUUCCUGACAAGCAUGGGCAUACAGCCUCCUCGUAUUUUUAUUUUCUAAUUAUAAUCCAUGGAGUUUAAGUGAAGGUCAUGGCACUUCUUCCAUUUAAAAAAAAAAGGGAAUAAACAAAAUCAAAUCAGGGGCUCCAACUGAUACCAGGUUAGAUAAGUGUCUCUGCACCUCCUAGAGGCACACCAUUAUUUAAUACUGCUUUAAUAGGUCUUGAAGAAGAUAACAGAAAUGAACUUUACGCAUCUUCCCAUAUAAAUGCCAAGACCACAAUAUAUUAUGUUGAAUUUUGUAUGUUUUGUUCAAACGCCUUAAGCUAUGGAGGAUUGAAGGAAACAUUUCACAUGAUCUCUGCUUAUGACUGUCAGACAGUAUUGAAAGAGAAAUAUAAACUUCUUUGCCUUUUUUUCAAGUGCAAUUUCUGUCAUCCCUAUCGUAUACUCUGAUAUACUAGUUAUAGGCAUAUUUUAUAAUCUGCAGCUUUUGCAAGUGACAUGGAUUUCUUGGGCCAAGUGUGUUGUUGCUGUUACCACGAUGAAGAUGAAUUAGAGAAGAAUUCAUUGAACACGGGUGACACAUUUCAGUAUUUCAAUAAGUUACAGAAAUGGCGGCAGUCAGAGGCAGCUAAUUUGUGGAAUGAACCUGCAGACUCCGCUCAUGUGGAGCGGGGAGAUGAUCAUGAGCUUCACAAGCUGCUAGAGAAAAGGUCAAAAAUGCGUCGUGGGUCAGAGGGAUAUCGACGUUUGAGCUUUGACAUCAUUGCCCACCGACAGAUCCGUCGAAAGGUAAAGGAUCGAUGGAAACAUGUCUUGGAAGUCUUAGGAUUCAAAGCUGAAGCAGAUGGCCUACUCACUGUAACUUCCUGUACUUCCUAUGAAUCUCUCCACAAUCCUCAAGAGGCCCGUAGACUCCACACUAUCCUGGCUGAACAGACAUCAAUUUUUGGUCAUCACCAUGGAGGUCCACCAGAGAGAUAUCUCUUUGUCCUGGACCGGCUUAUUCUUCUUGAUGUGGGAGAUGAUUUUCUGUCAGCUGCCCGACACUUUUAUCCUGCAGAGGAAGAAGAAGACAUGUCUUCCAGUGAUGGAGGACCAUCUACUCCUGGUCCCAUUUUAGUACAAUUAAAUAAUGAAACUCAAAAAGAUGCUGAAGUAGAACAGGGGGAGGAAUUAAAUGAGGACUAUGAAUAUUUUGGAGAGGCAAAGGAAGAAAUGGAUAAAUCUGAGUAAAGUACCAUGAAGAGAAGCCAACUCAAAUGAUUUAGUAUAGAUCUAUGGAGGAUUAGAGCAAGGAUUCUCAUCCUUCAUUUUUUUAAAAAAAUUCACUAGUUAUCAUAAGAAACAGAAUCCACAUAAUACAAAAUAAAACUCCCCGUACACUGACAAUGACAGCUGUACAUUUACAAAUAAUCUGUUACUAAAUUUAUCAUGUACAGUAAGUUUGAAAGACUUGAAAUUUCAUGUAGUUAUUCUGUGUCCCAUCUAGAAUGCUUCUGAAUCCCAUUGAUGCCAAUAUUGAGUCUAGGUAACUUACAUUGUGGACUUUUUAAAAAGUUAUUUUUCAUAGAAUAAACUUGCCUUUCCUUAUUUCCCAUUUCUUGUUUUCUUUUUAUUAUUAUAGCACAGUCUAAAAUAGUCUUUGAAAUUUAUACUAUAAAUAAGUCACUGUCCCUUCUAAAUGAUAAAAGUAGGAAAUGGUAAACAUUUGGGGGUAAAUAAUGUAGCAGAACUAUCUUUCUUUUCUCUCUAAUUUAAUGUCUUCACACUGCCCCUUGCUACUGUUGGCUGAUACCUUAUUUUACAUUGUGUUUUACAAGACUCCAAAUCAUUUUAUGUCACGUGCAAGAAAUGACACAAGGAGCUGAUUAGAGUGAUAUGUUUAUGGCAGCUUGUCUAUAGAAAGGAAUAUAGUCAGACUAAAGCGCUCACCACACAACCAGUAGAUAAACACUGUGAAGAUUUAGGGAGGAUCCCCUUUCAGCUGCUUCCUUCCCAUCAACUCAGCUCUAAAUUCCACCACAUUUUACUUUUCAUUUGUGGUUAUUUCUUAUACAUGAUAGAGGUUGAGAAUGAGAAAUGUAAAACUCUCCAAAGAUAGCAAUCACAUCACCCACCCUUCUUACCCUACACAAUGUCCACCUUAGAGUUUCUGGUAUAACACAACAAUAUUUCAUCUGCAUGCAAGAAUGGCUUCAGAUACCAUGCUAAGCCAUGAUUUAAUUAGCUAUGGUUUGUUGAACAGAUCAGAAUUCACUAGUUCAGCAUUCUAAUUGAUAUGGCUUUGCCUCUCACUGUAUCGCAAUUGCAGUUAGACUUAUAUACCGCUUCAUAGGGCUUUCAGCCCUCUCUAAGCGGUUUACAGAGU
Messenger RNA from Thamnophis sirtalis, 2544 nucleotides. RefSeq names its product melanoregulin (gene MREG). Gene Ontology annotation, biological process: melanosome transport. NCBI's taxonomy places the organism in Eukaryota, Metazoa, Chordata, Lepidosauria, Squamata, Natricidae. Gene Ontology annotation, cellular component: melanosome. The record is from RefSeq and is a predicted model, not a curated record.